This is a messenger RNA of Paramormyrops kingsleyae, 3714 nucleotides long. It is a transcript of the gene slc32a1, whose product is annotated as solute carrier family 32 member 1. Gene Ontology annotation, biological process: amino acid transmembrane transport. Gene Ontology annotation, cellular component: vacuolar membrane. The record is from RefSeq and is a predicted model, not a curated record. Lineage: Eukaryota; Metazoa; Chordata; Actinopteri; Osteoglossiformes; Mormyridae. Gene Ontology annotation, molecular function: L-amino acid transmembrane transporter activity.
CAGGCUGUGAGCAAAAGAGGGCAGAGGGAACGGAGAAUGAAGGGUUGGCGAGAAAGGGAUCAGAUUGGCUAUGGUUAUGAUUGGCAUUAAAACACAAAACAUGGCUUGCAGACCGUAAUCAGAAUACCCCGGGCUUUGUCGCAGCACCUUAGAUGCAUGUCUCUUGUGAUAACGUGCCUCGCGAGGAAAAAGGACACCGAGAAGGACAAGCGGACAACGGCUUGAUUGACCGAAGUCAGUAAUCUGUAGUCAGUCUCUAUAGGUUGGUGACAACAAUGCGCAGGGAAUCCUCCCAGGACCAGACAGCUGACCCCGCACUGCCCUCGCUGAUAGAGAUAUACUGUUGAAAACAAGAUGCAAGAAGUGGGGGCACACAUCUGAAGGUGACAUGAAACAGGGGAUUACCAAGAAAACGCACUAUUUUCGCAAUAGCUGGAGAUAACAACUGAAAACUUCAAUCCGAAAGGCUUUCGAAGACGUCGUGGUGUCAUUCGCAUGGUGUUACUCUGGAUCCGAUCUCCAGUUUCAAGAGAAAAUUGUAAUUAAUUAUUGAACGCAUAUAUUUACAAAAAAAUAAUAUAUACAUUUAAAGUCGGAACCAUGGCGACGUUAAUCCGAAGCAAGAUUUCCAAUAAGCUAUCCAAUGCGGCUAAUACGGUGUCCAAUAAGUCACAGGCUAAGGUGAGCGGGAUGUUCGCCAGAAUGGGCUUCCAGGCCGCCACCGACGAAGAGGCGCUGGGUUUCGCUGCCUGCGAUGAUUUGGAUUAUGACCACAGACAAGGACUGCAGAUGGACAUUCUCAAGACCGACGAGGUAGGAGGAGAGGGCGGUGGAGACCUGGGCGACGGCACCAUCGAAGGGGACAGCCAUUACCAGAGAGACGGCACUGGUCCCCCGCCUUCCUCUUCCAAAGACGGUGGGGUAUGCGACGAGUUGGCCGGCCAAGACAAACCCAGAAUCACAGCCUGGGAAGCAGGCUGGAACGUUACCAACGCGAUUCAGGGGAUGUUCGUACUGGGGCUGCCCUAUGCCAUACUCCAUGGUGGAUACCUCGGAUUGUUCCUCAUCAUAUUCGCUGCAGUCGUCUGCUGUUACACUGGGAAAAUCUUAAUCGCCUGCCUGUACGAAGAGAAUGAGGAUGGAGAGCUGGUGCGUGUGAGGGACUCUUACGUGGACAUCGCCAAUGCUUGCUGUGCACCGAGGUUCCCCAGUCUAGGCGGCAGGGUGGUGAACGUGGCCCAGAUAAUUGAGCUGGUGAUGACCUGCAUCCUAUACGUGGUGGUCAGUGGAAAUCUCAUGUACAACAGCUUCCCCAGCCUUCCCGUGUCGCAAAAAUCCUGGGCCAUCAUCGCCACGGCCGCGCUCUUGCCGUGUGCCUUUCUCAAGAACCUUAAGGCUGUUUCCAAAUUCAGCUUACUCUGCACACUGGCCCAUUUCGUCAUCAAUAUCCUUGUCAUAGCUUAUUGCCUAUCCAGGGCCCGAGACUGGGCCUGGGAUAAGGUCAAGUUCUACAUCGACGUCAAGAAAUUCCCCAUCUCCAUCGGGAUCAUUGUGUUCAGCUACACGUCACAGAUCUUCCUGCCAUCACUGGAGGGGAACAUGCAGAAGCCCAGCGAGUUCCACUGCAUGAUGAACUGGACCCACAUCGCAGCCUGCGUCCUCAAGGGCCUGUUUGCCCUCGUGGCUUACCUGACCUGGGCAGAUGAAACCAAGGAGGUCAUCACAGACAACCUGCCGUCAACUAUACGGGCUGUGGUGAACCUUUUCCUGGUGGCAAAGGCACUGCUGUCGUACCCGCUGCCGUUCUUCGCCGCGGUGGAGGUCCUGGAGAAAUCCCUCUUCCAGGAUGGUGGGCGAGCAGUCUUCCCAGAUUGCUAUGGCGGCGAUGGACGCCUGAAGGCCUGGGGUCUCUCGCUUCGGUGUGGCUUGGUGGUCUUCACGUUGCUCAUGGCCAUUUAUGUUCCACACUUCGCGCUCCUGAUGGGUCUCACCGGAAGCCUGACAGGAGCCGGCUUGUGCUUUCUGCUUCCCAGCCUCUUUCAUCUGAAGCUUCUCUGGAGGAAGCUACUGUGGCACCAAGUCUUCUUCGAUGUCGCUAUAUUUGUAAUAGGGGGUAUAUGCAGCAUUUCUGGCUUCAUUCAUUCAAUGGAGGGCCUCAUAGAGGCAUACAAGUAUAAUAUACAUGAUUAACAAGGACUGGUUGAAAACAUCACUGAAAAUAACGCUAUCACAGGUUUGCGCCCCUCAUGUGCUGAACCCCCACGGCAAUUCACAAGUGGCACACGCAAAUUCGCACACAAACAUGCACAAUACCUAUAAAAAAUGAUUCUCCUUGAAUUUUCUGUUGAGUAAAGGGUUUACAACUAAGGAAUGCAAAAUGUGAAACGUGCUUAUGAAACUACACUUUGGAACAGGCAUUGUUCAUCUUUGCAUCGUCAUAUUAGUUGUUAUUUUCAUGAAACAUUCUACCUGAUGCAGCACUGAACUGUGAAAGUUGAGAAAAAAAUGAUGUCACAAGUCACAUGAUGCUAUAUUAUAAUUAAAUGGGCUUUGACAUAGUGGUAACUUUCUGAUCUUUAGACUCAAAUAGAGAUCAGAUUUGUGUUAAUAUGAUUUCCAAGUCAUUUGGGUUUUUGUACUUCCCAAAUCGAAAUUAAGGCAAUAAAAUCAGACAGGCAAGAUUAUUCUAUAUUAAUGCAAGUUACAGAUGUAUUUAUAAAGAGGCUGAAGAUUUGAGAAGGCCAUCAUAUUUGUAAAUAAUAAUUUUGAAAAUUGUAAGGAAAAUUACAUAGAUGGUUGUUGAUCUUUUCUUCUAAAAAAGUUGCGAUUGUCAAGCCCUUCAGACCAGAAAUAUAGAAUAAAUAAAUUAGCCAAAUGAGAGAUAAAACUGAAUUCAUUGAUUUUAGAAUGUUACAUAGCUCAAUAGUGCAAUCUGUCCUUCUGAUAAUUGUAACGAGGACCAUAAUCAUUGCACGUUAUUUUUAUUAAGAGGAAAUAAUGUAGACAAACGUGAACUAUGCAUCUUCAAUCUUCAUGUAUUUCAAACUAAUCUGAAAAAUAUCCAGCAGGAAACCAAUCAACACCCAGAAUUUUACUUAGUGUAAAGUACUGGAAAAAACAGUAGUAAAUUCUUUUGAUUGUCAAACCUAAAAAAAUGAAUAAGUUUAAUUUUUAAAUAAGUAUAUAAACAAUGAAGCAACUAACAAAAGAAUAUAUGAUGAUAUAAUUAAUACUAGACAAUAUGCAUUCAAUAGGCUAUAUUAUUGAAGGAUUAUUGCACCCCUUUCGCCCCAGGUGGAAAAAGAAGAAAUUUAAAACAGAGGAAGUAUUUUAAAACAUUUAAUAACUUAUGAGAACCUUAAGAUAAAAGAAUUUUAUCAUAAAUUCAUAAACUCGUCUAUGAAUACAAUGUCCUAUCCGACAUAUAUUCUCGCACCAGUUCCGUAUGCAUUUUUCCAGUCAACAAGAUGAACUUAAAUAUUUAAUGUUCCGUAAUUCAAUUGUUUGGGUCAUAAAUUCUGAAGUUUAAUUUUUAAAAUGAAGAAAUGAGGACAUUUUUUCAUUCUGUGCAAUCCAACAGGUCCUGUGGAAUUGUUAUAAGCCGUAUGUGUAGUGUUAUUGUGGUUUCAAAAAGAUGGAAUGUAUAUCACAAAAAUCGUAAACAUAUAUUGUGAAAAUAAAUAUAUUGAAAAAUAAACGUGAACUAAUAUUGUA